AUGGGUAAAAAAAAGAAUGCUUCCUCAGCGGAGGAUAAAGCAGACCUUUCAACAAUACAAAAUAUAUCUCAAGAUACAAUAACUUCAACGAUUCGCGAACGUUAUCAAAAUGAUAUUAUUUAUACACGUAUAAACCACUCCGUACUCGUAGCGGUGAAUCCUUAUAAACCUCUCCCCAUAUUUAAUGAUAUAACUAUUCAACAAUAUGUUGCAGACUAUAAAGAUACUUCGGGUCAAAGAGCUUCAUUGCCUCCACAUGCCUUUCAACUUUCCUCGCAAGCUUAUUUACACAUGAGACGAACUGGACAAGAUCAGUCCAUCAUUUUAAGUGGAGAAUCGGGCAGUGGAAAAUCAGAAACUCGGAAACUUUUGGUUAAACAAUUAGCCGCUUUAAGUUCACAUCAAAAAAAAGAUUCCAAAAUCCAAAAUAAAAUUCCUAACUCGGAAUUCAUUUUAGAAUCAUUUGGAAACGUCAAAACAAAUAUUAAUAAUAAUGCUUCUCGUUUCGGUAAAUAUACUGAACUCCAAUUUAACGGACGAGGUAGAUUAAUUGGCGCUAAAACACUUGAUUACCUAUUGGAAAAAAAUCGAAUCGUCAAAUCUUUUCAAAAUGAACGAAAUUUUCACAUAUUUUAUUAUUUAAUCGCUGGAGCUUCACAAGAUGAGAAAUCACAUCUUCAUCUUACUGAUGCUUCACAAUAUCGUUAUCUUAAUGUUCCAAAAGGGACCAGAGGACCUAAUGUUGAUGAUAUGAACAAUUUUAAUGAGUUAAAACAAGCUUUAAAAUCUCUAGGAUUUCAUAAAAAACAUGUAGCUCAAAUGUUUCAACUUUUAGCUGCUAUUUUACAUUUAGGUAAUAUACAAUUUGCUCAAGAUCCAAAUAACAGACAAAAAGAAGCAGCUUUCGUAAAAAAUAAUGAGGUUUUAGAUUUAGUUGCGGACUUUUUAGGAGUAGAUCCACAGGCUCUUCAGAAUGUACUUACAUAUAAAACUAAAUUAAUCAAAAAAGAAAUAUGUACAAUAUUCUUGGACGUGGAUUCUGCUUCAGUUCAACGGGAUGAUUUGGUGAAGGCACUUUAUUCUUUAUUAUUUAGUUGGAUCGUAGAAUAUAUUAACACGAAACUUUGUCAAGAAGAUUUUGCCAACUUUAUUGGUAUUGUCGACUUUAUUGGAUUUCAAAAUUUUACAGAAAAUUCUCUUGAUCAAUUUUGUGUAAAUUUUGCCAAUGAAAAAAUUCAUAAUUUCGUUUUAAAACAAAUUUUUGAAUCACGUCAAGAUGAAUUUACCGGGGAAGGGAUUAAUGUUCCUGAUAUACCUUAUUUCGACAAUUCGGCGUGCCUUCAAAUGAUCUCUCAUCCUUCAUCAGGUUUAAUCGCAAUAAUGGAUGAACUUGCCAAUAGAUCUUCUCGUAAAACUGAUAAUACUAUGUUAGACACUUUCAGUAAAAAAUAUUCAGAACACAACUCCUUUACACCUGCUGGCAAAAGUUUGAACGCUCUUCCUAUUUUUGGUAUUCAACAUUUCGCCGGUCAAGUUACCUAUAAUGCCACGGGAUUCCUUGAAAAGAAUACUGAUAACCUCAGUGCCGAUUUUGUCUCAUUAUUCCGUAAUAGUACCGGAGCAAGUACCACUUCAAAUAGUUUCAUCGUUGGUUUAUUCACCGAUAAGGCCGUUUCUACAGAAUCCCAUCCUCGAAAUGAUAAUACUAUCGUUUCGGCCCAACAAUCUGCCAAGCCUAUGCGCGCUCCAUCAAUGCGCCGUAAAAAAAGUCAACCCGGUUCCGAAGAAUUAUCUUCAAAACCAAAGGUUUCUUGUGUUGCCACUCAAAUUUCUUCGGCUUUAAGUGAAUUGUGUGAAACGCUUGAAGACACAAUUUCUUGGUAUGUUGUCUGUGUUCGCCCAAAUGAUUCACAACUUCCUAAUCAAUAUGAUUCAAGAGUUGUACAAUCUCAAGUAAAAUCAUUUGGAUUACCGGAAAUUGCAAAGAAAUUACAAAUAGAUUAUACCAUUGAAUUCACCCACCAGGAAUUUUUAGAAAGAUAUGAGCCUAUUUUGGAUUCAAUGGGAAUUGAUCAAUCGAGAGAUCCUAAAGCAAAAUGUGAAGCUUCUUGUACUAUAUUUGGUUGGACAAGUUCUGAUAUGGCUGUUGGUCAAAAUAAGACAUAUUUGAGUGAAACCGCAUGGCGUAACUUGGAAGACAAUCUACGUAAUAUGGAUGGUGAAGAAAAACGCAAGAAGAAAGAUAAGAAAGCAGUCGCAAGUACAACCCGUGGCGAAGAUAAUUUAUCUCCUACUUCUUACCCUCGCCUUUCUCCGCCAAAAGCAUUGGAUCAAAGGUCCUUUGAUGAUACUCGCUCAAACUUUUCUGAAGAUGACUUUUAUCAAGAUGAUUCAGUAAGUCAAUAUGAUGAUAAUGGUUCUUCAUUUGGAUCAGAAACUACUGCUGCUCGUAAGAAAUGGGUAUUCCUCACUUGGCUCCUUACCUGGUGGGUUCCUCCUUGUUUCUUGAGUUGGUGCGGUCGUAUGAAAAGAAAAGACAUUCAAAUGGCAUGGCGUGAAAAGGUCGCACUUUGCAUCAUUAUUGCUUUGAUUUCAGCUAUGAUCAUUUUUGUUCUCGCUUUCUUGGGUGAAUUGAUUUGUCCAAAAGUUCACAUUUACACUGGUGAAGAACUAAGUUCCCAUAAUGUUAAAGAUAAUCCUGACGAUACUCUAGUCUCAAUUCGUGGUGAUAUUUAUCAAUUGAGCACAUUUGCACCUCGCCAUUUCCCACCAUUGGUUGAUACGGACACAAUUUUGGCAUACGGUGGAAAUGAUGUAUCACAAUUAUUCCCUGUUCAAGUUAGCGCUCUUUGUAACGGAAUUGACGGAUUUGUUGAUCCGGCUGUUACAUUUGACUUUACCGGCAAUAACACCAAGGACGACAAUGCUAAAUAUCACGAUUUCCGAUUUUCUUCUUCUGACAAUGAUUAUCGACCAGAUUGGUACUUUACAGAAGUUUUAAUGAGAUUGAGAUCGUUGUACCUUGUAGGUCAAGUAGGAAUACCGGCACAUAUAGUCAAAGAAAUGGCAAUUAGAGAAAAUGAUAGAAGACAAAUUGCUAUUCUUAAUGAUAAUAUAUACGAUUUAACACCUUACAUAACUGGUGGUCGUCAAGCAUUGGGUCCAGGUGGAACACCUGUUGAAGGCGUUAAUACGGAUUUCCUGCUUCCUGAAAUUGUUGACCUUUUCAAAAGUUUUAAUGGUUUGGAUCUCACAAAGAAUUAUAAUAGUUUAUUACUUGAUCCUGAAGUUAGAAAUCGUCAAGAAGUUUGUUUGAGAAACUUAUUUUAUGUCGGAAAAGUCGAUCAUCGUAAUUCUCCGCAAUGUUUAUUUUCAAACUAUAUUUUACUCGCAUUUUCAAUUGUAUUGGUUGCUGUCAUUUUCUUCAAAUUUUUAGCAGCAUUGCAAUUGGGUUCAAGGAGAGAACCAGAAGAACAUGAUAAAUUUGUUAUUUGUCAAGUUCCCUGUUAUACUGAAAGUGAUGAAUCUAUGCGUAAAACUUUGGAUUCUUUGGCCGUAUUAAGAUAUGACGACAAACGCAAGCUUUUAUUUAUUGUUUGUGAUGGAAUGAUUGUCGGUAGCGGUAACGACAGACCAACGCCUCGUAUCGUCUUGGAUAUUUUAGGAGUUGAUCCAAAUAUUGAUCCUGAACCUCUCAGUUUUCUUUCUCUUGGAGAUGGUGCCAAACAACAUAAUAUGGGCAAAGUAUAUUCUGGAUUAUACGAAUGUAAUGGACAUGUUGUUCCUUAUUUAGUAGUAGUAAAAGUUGGAAGACCAUCCGAAAGAUCUCGACCUGGUAACCGUGGUAAACGUGAUUCUCAAAUGAUCCUAAUGAGAUUCUUGAAUAAGGUUCAUUUCAAUUCUGAAAUGACUCCGUUAGAAUUGGAAAUGUAUCAUCAAAUCAAAAAUGUUAUUGGGGUAAAUCCAAGUUUCUACGAAUAUGUUCUUAUGGUGGACGCCGAUACUGAGGUUAUGCCAGAUUCUUUGAAUCGUCUCGUUUCCGCUUUUAUGCAUGAUACCAAAGUAAUGGGACUUUGUGGUGAAACGACUCUUGCUAACGAAAAAGACUCUUGGGUUACUAUGAUUCAAGUAUACGAGUAUUAUAUUUCUCAUCAUCUUGCAAAAGCUUUUGAAUCACUUUUCGGUAGCGUUACUUGUUUGCCCGGAUGUUUUUGUAUGUAUAGAGUCCGUACACCAGAUUCCCAUAAACCUUUAUUGGUCAGCAACCAACUCAUUGAAGAAUACUCUGAAAAUUUGGUCGAUACUCUACACAAGAAGAAUUUACUUCACCUUGGUGAAGAUCGUUAUUUAACAACUUUAAUGAUGAAACAUUUUCCCAAUUAUAAGAUGACAUUUGUUCCAGAUGCACAAUGUAAAACUGUUGCUCCUGAUCAAUGGUCUGUGCUCUUAUCACAACGUCGUCGAUGGAUCAACUCUACUGUACACAAUCUUAUGGAACUAGUUUUCUUACCUCAACUUUGCGGUUUCUGUUGUUUCUCUAUGCGUUUUGUGGUCAUGAUUGAUUUGUUUGCUACCCUUAUUAUGCCCGCAACUGUUGCAUAUUUUUUAUAUCUGAUUUAUCACAUUAUAAAGUAUCCUUCAUUGGUUCCAAUUACGUCUAUAAUGUUGUUGGCCGCUGUAUAUGGUCUUCAAGCCUUUAUAUUUAUUCUUCGUCGUAAAUGGGAACAUGUUGGUUGGAUGAUUGUUUAUAUAAUUGCCAUGCCCGUUUUCUCCUUUUACUUGCCUAUUUAUGCAUUCUGGCAUUUUGAUGACUUCUCAUGGGGUAAUACACGUAUGGUUAUAGGUGAAAAGGGUAAAAAGGCAUUGAUAGCGGACGAAGGCAAAUUUGAUCCAAAGAGCAUACCUAAGAAGAAAUGGUCAGAUUACGAACAAGAAUUAUGGGAAGUUGGCACACAAGGAUCACAAGAUUCCGCACAUUCAAGAGCUUCGGAUCGUUCUUACCGAAGUGGCAGAUCCGCUAAAAAAGCUGGAUCAGUUGCUGGAUCAGUUGCCGGAGAUUAUUAUGAUGAACGUAAUAGAAGAGGUCGCUCUCGAUCACCUGCACCUCCGUUUGCCAGUAGUGAUCCAAGGAUGUCUCGUAAUUAUUCUACUGAAAUGAGUCAGAGAGGAUCCGUAUAUGGUAUCGGACGUGGUGCUGAAUAUGAUGUUUAUGGAGCCGUUACAACACUUGGAUCGAGACCUGUUAGUAUGGUAGAAGGUGGUGGACAAGGUUCCGACUUUCCCUCAGAUGAAGACAUUCUUCAAGAAAUUCGAAAUAUAUUAUCAACAGCUAACCUAAUGUCAAUUACAAAGAAACAAGUUCGUGAUGACUUAUCCCAAUACUUUGGCAUGGAUAUGAGUUUAAAGAAAGAGUAUAUUAAUAACUGUAUAGAAUUGAUUCUUCAAGGAAAACUUUAA
Molecule: messenger RNA, 5457 nt
Organism: Funneliformis geosporum
Lineage: Eukaryota; Fungi; Glomeromycota; Glomeromycetes; Glomerales; Glomeraceae
Source: the annotation of a GenBank genome assembly